Paramecium octaurelia is the source of this 1749-nucleotide messenger RNA. The record is from the annotation of a GenBank genome assembly. Lineage: Eukaryota; Ciliophora; Oligohymenophorea; Peniculida; Parameciidae.
AUGAAUUAAGAUUAGACUCAUCAAGUAAUAACAGUUCUUUUAAUUUCCGAAAACGAAGAAAAAGUCUAGAAUUUCAUGAAACAAUUAAAUUCAAAUAAGCUAGAAAAUCAAAAGAAAACCAUUAAUCUUUAUUAUUAAUCAAUUGAUUUAAAUAAUGAUCAUAAAUGCUUACAAUAAUUGUCAAUGUUUGAAUAUGCAAUUCUCUUUUUGAAGGAUUUAGAAUUUCAUUAAUUCACUAUGGAUAAUUAUAAUUUUCGAAUGCUCAAAUUAUUGCAAUUUUUUAGGUACAUAAUAAAAUUUUAGCUUUAGGUAUAACUAAAUCUUUAUUAUUUAUGAUGAGAAUGAUAAUAAUUAAAGUAAUGCAUAAUUAUUGAAUCUAUACUCUUGGAUUAAUCAAGAAGUCAAUUCGAUCUUCAAUGACGAAAGAUUUAACGAUUAACAAGAAUAAAACUAACUAGACUUUUUAAACCCCUUAAUUAAGACUUCAAGUAAACCAACUUAAAAUGAUUUCUUGGAGUUUUUCGAAGACGUAGCAAGUUUUUCAGAUUCUGAUUUAAUCUUAGCUAUCUUUAAUGAAACAGAUCUGAACAAAGGCAUAGCAUAAGUGAUAGAUGGUUUCGUUUUGAAUGGAUAAACUGUGCUUUAUCAAGAAUAAGGCGCAUUAUAAAAAGUAUAAAUUAAAAACUUUGUUGAUUACUUUUCAAAAUAAGAAAAGAAUUUUGCUUAAAAAGGAGAUAUUAUUGAAUUUUAAUUUGACUUAAAAAAGAGAAUAAAUGGGCUUCUAAUCGGAUUAAGGCAAGAUAAAUACCUACUACAAAUUAAAGAAUCCAGAGGUGAUUUCAUAUGCCCAUAAAUAGUCGGCUAGGGUGUAUUAUAGAAAAUAUAAAAAUCUGAUUCAAAGGCAUUUUUUUAUGGAAUUGAAUGUAUAAAUUUUCAAUUACAAUUAAAGGUUAGAUUGAGAAGAAAAAAAUAUUUGGAUAAUUAGAGAACAAGACUUACAAAGAUAUGAAGACUAUAACAACAAAACCAUUUGGAAUGUCUUUUAGGUUUAGUAAAUAAUUUUACUUGACUCCAAAAAUACUUGCAAGGAAUUUAACUUUACUUAUUCCCAAAAACAAAAAUUUAACUUAACAAUUAAUUUUUUGUGGAAAAAUACAAAAUUAAGACAUAUUGUAAAUCAUAAAAAACUAGGUUCAAAAGUAAAAAGUAGUUUUAAUUCCUGAAUUGACAAGUAUUCCAUCAGAAAAUAUGAUUAACAAUGGGGUGGACUAUAGAUAAAGAUGUAGAGUGUGCAGAACUGAAAAGGCUAGAUAUGUUCCUACUAAUUGUGGGCAUCUAAGAUAUUGCAACGAUUGUAAAGAUAUAUGUAUGGAAGCAAAACAGUGCCUAUAUUGUGAUAAACCUAGCAAUAACACUCAAAGUUUCAAUAUUCAUCUUACAUAAUAAUAACUUUAAAACCUCAAAUCAAUGACUGAUAAACAAGUUAUUGAAUAUUUUGCAAACCAUCCUGAUAAAGAAAUGCUGCCUUUUAUGAAAAUUUAUAAUGAAAUUAAUGAUGAAUAGACCAUUUAUUUCGAAGUAAACUGUGACAACUGCGAUUCAAGAAUUACUCAAUACUCUAUUUGUAAUAAUAAUCAUUAAACACUACUUUGUGAUGAAUGCUAAAUCAAAGAAUGUCAGACUUGCAAUGAUCAAUUACAAAAUAAACAAAAAAUUAUCUAUACAUUUCCAGAUGAUCCAACUGCAUGA